Molecule: messenger RNA, 4481 nt
Organism: Mercurialis annua (annual mercury)
Lineage: Eukaryota; Viridiplantae; Streptophyta; Magnoliopsida; Malpighiales; Euphorbiaceae
Product: transcription elongation factor SPT6 homolog
Exons: 12
Coding region: 89-4282 (1397 amino acids)
Biological process (GO): positive regulation of transcription elongation by RNA polymerase II; mRNA transcription by RNA polymerase II; transcription elongation-coupled chromatin remodeling
Cellular component (GO): transcription elongation factor complex
Molecular function (GO): histone binding; nucleic acid binding; nucleosome binding
Source: RefSeq, a predicted model, not a curated record
UAAUAUGCUGAUUUUACAAUAAAAAUUGAGAAUUAAGGAUACUGGAAUUUGGGAAUUGCGCGCGAAGCUAAUUCGAAAUAACCCUAAGAUGACUCCGGCACCGGUGCUCAACAUCUCGGCCGGUGAUGAAGAUGAGUAUGAGAAAGAUGAUUUAAUUGUCGACAGUGUUGAAGACGACAGUGAAGACGACAGUGAAGAAGAAGAUGAGUACGAGCAAGAUGAUUUCAUUGUUGAAGACGACAUUGAAGAGGAGGAAGAAGAGCGGAAGAAGAAGAAGAAGAAGAAGAAGAAGAGGUGUUUGAACGUCAUUAGCGUGCUCGAUGAAGAAGACUACGAGCUGCUUAGGGACAAUAAUGCAUUCAAGAAAUUUAAGCGGCUCAAGAAAGCCACUGCCGAGGAAAGGGUUGAGCAUGAUCAGCUGGUAGAAGAGGAGGACAAGCCUGACGACAUUGACGAUGAGAUGGCGGACUUUAUUGUCCACGAAGAUGAGGACGGAGCUCCCAUUAGACGUAACAGGUUGAAGAAAAAGACAUCUCCGCAAGAAUUUGGAAUUGCAUCAUCUUCUUUGCAGGAAGCUCAUGAAUUAUUUGGGGAUGUUGAUGACUUGCUGCUACGCCGCAAACUGGAGUUGGAAUCUAGCCUGUGCGAGGAAACAAGCAUGCAUACCGAGUUUGAGCCCACUGUACUCUCUGACAAAUAUAUGACCGAGAAAGAUGAGCGAAUUCGGGUGAUUGAUUAUCCAGAAAGAAUGCAGAUAUCUGAAGAAACCGCUGCUUCCCUUCCAACUGAUGCUAUCAGUUUAUCAAAUGAGUGCAACUGGAUACUUAAUCAACUUGCCAACGGUGUAGUGCCAUUGUUCAACAAAAGAGGAGCCAGCAAUGAAGGAAACCAUGUGCCUUUGGAUAGGGAUGACAUCUGCCGUUUUUUGCAACUUCGCCAUUUUCAUAAGUUAGAUGUCCCAUUCAUUGCCAUGUACCGGAAGGAGGAGUGUUUAAGCUUGUUGAAGGAUCCCGACCAACACGAUGAUGAUAGUUAUGAUAAGUCUGACACACCACCUAUGCUCAAGUGGCACAAGGUGCUCUGGGCAAUUCAUGACUUGGAUCGCAAGUGGUUACUUCUUCAAAAGCGAAAGACUGCUUUAGAGUCGUACUAUAAUAAAAGAUUUGAGGAAGAAUCUAGGCGGAUGUAUGAUCAAACAAGACCUGACCUAAAUCAGCAGCUGUUUGAGUCUAUUCUCACCUCACUCAAGGCUGCAGAAUCAGAAAGAGAAGUUGAAGAUGUUGAUGCACAGUUUAAUUUACAUUUCCCUCCAGGUGAGCCGGGUCUCGACGAAGGUCAGUAUAAGAGGCCCAAAAGGAAAUCCCAAUAUAGUAUCUGCAGUAAGGCUGGCUUAUGGGAUGUAGCAAACAAGUUUGGGUUCAUUGCGGAGCAACUUGGAAUGGCCUUGUCCUUAACAAAGAUGGGGACCUUCGUGGAGACUCCAAAAGAAACACCAGAGCAGGUGGCUUCAAAUUUUACAUGUGUGAUGUUUAAAAAUCCACAAGCUGUUCUUAAAGGAGCCAGGCACAUGGCUGCUGUUGAGAUAAGUUGGGAGCCAAGUAUCAGGAAACAUGUGCGUGCAUUGUAUGUGGAUAACUGUGUUGUAUCGACAAGUCCGACACCAGAUGGAAAUUCAGCAAUAGACGCUUAUCAUCAACUUGCCAACGUGAAGUGGCUCAGGGAAAAGCCAGUGAACAGGUUUGAGGAUGCUCAAUGGUUGCUUAUCCAAAAGGCCGAAGAGGAUAAGCUUUUACAAGUUACGUUUAAGCUUCCAGAGAAAGUAAUGAAUCAGUUUAUUCAUGACUGCGAAGAACAUUAUCUUAGUGAUGGUGUUACUAAAUCUGCUCAAGUAUGGAAUGAGCAGAGGAGUCUGAUACUGAAGGAUGCUUUGCAUAAUUUUCUGUUGCCUUCGAUGGAGAAAGAAGCAAGAUCCUUGUUGACCAGUAGAGCUAAAAAUAUGUUGUUGUGGGAGUAUGGGAAGGUUUUGUGGAAUAAAGUUUCUGUAGGUCCAUAUCAACGGAAAGACAAUGAUAUUUCCUCAGAUGAUGAAGCUUCUCCAAGGGUCAUGGCGUGCUGUUGGGGCCCUGGAAAGCAGGCCACCACUUUUGUGAUGUUAGAUUCAUCUGGCGAGGUGCUAGAUGUACUUUAUGCUGGCUCCCUUACAUUGCAAUCUCAAAACAUCAAUGACCAACAACAAAAGCAAUGUGACCAGCAGCUUGUUCUGAAGUUCAUGACUGAUCACCGGCCACAUGUGGUUGUCCUAGGAGCUGUGAAUUUGUCUUGCACAAGGCUUAAGGAUGACAUUUAUGAGAUCAUUUUUAAGAUGGUGGAAAAUAACCCAAGAGAUGUUGGACACGAGAUGGAUGAGUUGAGCAUUGUUUAUGGCGAUGAGGCUUUGCCUCGCCUUUAUGAGAAUUCUCGAAUUUCUUCUGACCAACUAGCUGGUCAGCCAGGCAUUGUUCGGCGAGCUGUUGCCCUUGGUCGUUAUCUGCAAAAUCCAUUGGCAAUGGUUGCGACACUUUGUGGACCGGCUAGAGAGAUUUUGUCUUGGAAACUCAGCCCUUUGGAGAAUUUUCUUAAUUCUGAUGAGAAAUAUGCAAUGGCCGAACAGGUUAUGGUAGAUGUCACAAACAAGGUGGGCCUUGACGUUAACAUGGCUACUGCCCAUGAAUGGUUGUUUGCCCCAUUGCAGUUCAUUUCUGGACUUGGUCCCAGAAAGGCAGCAUUUUUGCAGAGGUCUUUAGUAAGGUGGGGAGCAAUUUUAACCCGGAAAGACUUUGUGACAGUUCAUGGACUUGAUAAAAAUGUUUUCGUAAAUGCAGUUGGUUUUUUGCGUGUCCGGCGUAGUGGGCUGGCAGCUAAUAGCAGCCAGUUUAUUGAUUUGUUGGAUGAUACUAGAAUACAUCCAGAAUCUUAUGGUUUAGCGCAGGAGAUGGCAAAAGAUGUUUAUGAAAUAGACAGUGGUGAUGCAAAUGACAAGGAUGAAGCACUGGAGAUGGCAAUAGAACAUGCUAGAGACAGGCCUAAUUUACUAAAAUCUCUUAAAAUUGAUGUUUAUGUCGUUGAUAAGAAGCGUGAAAAUAAGGAGGAGACUUUGAAGGAUAUAAAAGGGGAACUGAUACAGGGUUUUCAGGAUUGGCGCAAACAGUAUAAAGAACCUACACAGGAUGAGGAGUUCUACAUGAUUUCAGGCGAAACUGAUGAAACCCUUGCUGAAGGGAGAACAAUAGCGGUCACUGUUCGCAGAUUGCAAGGCGGAAAGGCAAUAUGUGCACUGGAAUCAGGAUUAACUGGAAUACUCACAAAGGAAGACUAUGCAGAUGAUUGGCGGGAUAUACCUGAGCUGGCUGACAGGCUGCAUGAAGGUGAUAUGCUAACCUGCAAGAUCAAAUCAAUUCAAAAAAAUAGGUUUCAGGUAUUCUUGGUAAGUAAGGAGGGUGAGAUGAGGAAAAACCGACAUCAGCAAGUCCGCGUUUUGGAUCCUUAUUACCAUGAAGAUCGAAGCAGCCUGCAGAGUGCACGAGAAAAAGCUCGCAAAGAGAAGGCGCUAGUAAAGAAACACUUUAAGCCUAGGAUGAUUGUUCAUCCUCGCUUCCAGAAUAUAACCGCUGAUGAAGCAAUGGAGUUCUUAUCGGACAAGGAUCCUGGGGAAAGUGUAGUUCGUCCUAGUUCUUGGGGGCCAUCCUAUUUAACUUUAACUCUAAAAGUUUAUGAUGGCGUUUAUGCUCACAAGGAUAUUGUCGAAGGAGGAAAGGAACACAAAGAUAUUACCAGUUUACUGCGUAUCGGAAAGACCCUGAAAAUUGGGGAGGACACUUUUGAGGAUUUGGACGAGUUAAUGGACCGCUAUGUUGACCCCUUGGUGGCUCAUCUCAAGACGAUGCUAAGCUAUCGAAAGUUUAGACGGGGCACCAAAGCAGAAGUUGACGAGCAACUAAGGGUUGAGAAGUCGGACCACCCAACAAGAAUAGUUUAUUCUUUUGGCAUUGCUCAUGAGCACCCUGGCACAUCCAUUCUGACCUACAUUAGAGGCACAAAUCUGCAUCAUGAGUAUGUUGGUCUGUAUCCCGAGGGGUUCAAGUUUCGGAAAAGGAUGUUCUCAGACAUCAAUUCCCUGGUAUCAUAUUUUCAGAGGCACAUUGAUGAUUCUGUACAUGAAUCAGGGCCAUCAAUUAGAUCAGUUGCUGCCAUGGUACCCAUGCGAAGCCCUGCAACUGGGGGCCUUCAGGGGCAAUUAGUGUAGGAAAAAAAAUUUGUACCGAGUUAAUUUUACCAUGAACAUAUUAUAUUUUAGGCAAAAGGUACAUAUACCCUCAUAGUUUCUCUAACAGUACAUAUUAGUGCUUAAACUUCUUUGUGUAUAGAAAAACCCUUUUUGUUUCAAAAUUGAACAAUUAAAUUUCACCGUCCAUCAAUGUUAUAAACUGCUAUUGUAUUUUAAA